AUGUAUAGAUCACAAUCAUUUUCGUUAUUAUUGGUAUUAUUAUUCACAAUCAUUAGUAUUGCAGUAGGAGCCAAUAUCAUACCAGAUGGAGAGUAUGGCGGUACUAUUGAUUCAGGUAGUUGUAAUGAGACCACUGUCCCAUUUGUCAUCAACUUUCAAAGUGGAGCAUUUAGCACAAAGGGUGGAUCAGGUCUCUCUUCAGCUGUAAUCUACACCAGCCAAGUCUACAAUGAAUCAAUCGGUCAAAACGACACCAAUAUCCUCUCAUUGGGUCAAGACAACUGCGUACUCUUUACCUAUGACACAACUAGCAAGAACGUUACAUUGUACUUCCCACUAAAUGCUCCAGGUUGCAAUACAGAGACUGUUUGCGCAGGUGCCUAUGUAGCCAGUGCUACCUUUGACAUGUCAGACGACGAAUAUUUAAACGAUCAAGAACCAAAAGAAGAACCAAUCUUUAUACCUCCUCUCAACUUUUCGAUGGUAUCUAGUGGAGUAUAUAGAAGUGGAUACCCAAACAAAAAGAAUCAUCCAUUCCUCAAGAAGCUUGGAUUGAAAUCUAUCUUGUAUCUAUGUCCUGAAGAGUACAGUGAAUCUAAUACAAACUUUAUCAGAAAGAAUGGUAUCAAGUUACUUCACUAUAGAAUCGUUGGAAAUAAAGAACCAUUUGUAGAUAUCCCAGACGAAUAUAUUAGAGAUGCAUUGGUCGAUUUAUUAGAUGUUAGAAAUCAUCCCAUUUUAAUUCAUUGUAACAAAGGAAAGCAUCGUACAGGAUGUGUUGUUGGAUGUUUAAGAAAACUACAAAAAUGGUCAUACACUUAUAUCUUUGAUGAGUACAGAAGAUUUGCAGGCAGCAAAGUUAGAGUUUUGGAUCAACAAUUUAUCGAACUUUUCAAAUUAGAAGUACCAUACAAUAAGAAAUAUAAACCUAAUUGGCUUUAA
Molecule: messenger RNA, 942 nt
Organism: Cavenderia fasciculata
Lineage: Eukaryota; Evosea; Eumycetozoa; Acytosteliales; Cavenderiaceae
Product: putative protein tyrosine phosphatase
Exons: 4
Coding region: 1-942 (313 amino acids)
Biological process (GO): protein dephosphorylation
Cellular component (GO): cytoplasm
Molecular function (GO): phosphatase activity
Source: RefSeq, a predicted model, not a curated record